AUGGCGUCUGUCAAUUCCAAAUCAUCAAGGAAGGAUGAGGACGAGGAGCCUGAUGUGGUACACGAAGACUUAAUUGAGGACGACGAGCAUGAACAUUUUAGCUCGGAGUUGGAUGCCGCGCAACAAGAAUACCUAGCGCAUCAUCAGCAAUUGGAGGACUUCUUAUCGCCACUUGCUCUGGAUGAGAGUGUGCUAUACCAGCUGGCUCGGCGGUUUUCCACCACCUAUCGAAACCUGGCCUUGACAUCAGACCAACAAUUCCUACCGACCCCCGUCACGCAGUUACCGACUGGCCGGGAGACGGGUCGCUACCUGGCGAUUGAUGUUGGAGGAAGCAAUCUCCGGGUUGCAUUUAUUGAGUUGCUGGGAGACGCUGUGGACUCUGAUGUUCGUCCGACAGAUGCAACCGAAAGGUCGCACGACACGAUUCGCAAGGCUCAACGUCAGCGAGUGAAGCGAACCUUAGAGAAAGCAUGGCCUAUCCAGGAACAUUUGAAGAUGGAUAAAGCGGAGGAUCUAUUUUCUUGGAUCGGUGAUUGCAUCGCGGAGGUGGUGGCUGAAAGUCUAUCAUCAGAUGCCACUAAGAAAGACAUUCCCGCCGAAUUAGACAUGGGAAUCACAUUCAGUUUCCCUAUAAUGCAAGAGUCACUCGCAGAAGCUACGUUGAUGCCUAUGGGCAAGGGCUUUGCCAUCUCUUCGAAUCUCAAUCUUGGCAACAUUCUCUUGAAUGGCUAUGAAAAACACACAAAGCGACUAGACGACGAUGAUGAACCAUCCUCGAAGCGUCGCAAGCUGUUUGCACUUCCUAAGCUGAAGAUCCAGGCCAUCACUAAUGACGCGGUGGCGACGUUGGCCUCACUGGCAUACAAAGUCAAAUCCCUGCCGAACAGUCGAGUUGCCAUGGGAAUUAUUGUUGGCACUGGCUGCAAUGCAACCAUACCGAUGAAACUCAACUCAUUGCACGAGUCGAAAGCAAAGAGUGUCAACGCAAUGGAGCCCAAUGCAGUCGAGACAGUCGUCAACACAGAAUGGACCAUUUCAGGUGCUGCGCCACCAUUGCAGGAGCUCAAAGUGACCACAAAAUGGGAUGAUGAGCUGGACAAAGCUUGUGCGCGUCCUGGCUUCCAGCCUUUUGAAUACCUGACCGGAGGUCGUUAUAUUGGAGAACUGGUUCGAUUGAUUUUGUUCGACUAUCUCACCACAGUCGCCGGGUUAUCGAGACGCACCUUGCCCGCCAACCUCAUCCAGGAAUACGCUCUGACAACGACUUACAUUUCCGACAAUGUCGCAAAGGCCCGAUCCGACCCCGAGCUCGCUAAAACCCUCAAUGAGACGCUCCCUCCCCCAGAGAGCAGCGACUGGCGCUGGAAUGCCCGAACAGCCGGGGCUUUCCGCAAAAUCGCACGCACGGUGCAGAGACGAUCAGCCGGACUGAUUGCCGCUGCGGUCGUCGGGCUACUUGCAUGCGCUCGCGAAAUCGAGCUCAAGGAAGAUAGCAACACAAAUACCCCUGACGUUGUUGCGUCGCCCAAAAUUGAAGAAAUCGGUAGCUCUCAGUCCAUUGGGGCACUGGACGCUGCUGCUGCCAGUCUCAAUUCCGCUGCCAGACAUGCGGGCCAAGAAUAUGUUGUCCCAGUCAUUGAACCUAUCAAGGUCGACUGGCAUUCUGGGCCGGAGGAGCUGGUUGUGGCAUACACUGGUGGCAUUAUACAGCACUAUCCUCAAUUCAAGGAGAUGUGCCAACAAUACAUUGAUCGCUUGAUCAUGCGGACGGGUCCACAGCGUGGUGCGAAAUCUGUUUUCCUACGGGAGGCUUCAGAUGGCGGUGUCAUUGGAGCCGGAGUUUUGGCUGGCAUGGUCGUACGCAAGUAA
Molecule: messenger RNA, 1872 nt
Organism: Penicillium olsonii
Lineage: Eukaryota; Fungi; Ascomycota; Eurotiomycetes; Eurotiales; Aspergillaceae
Source: the annotation of a GenBank genome assembly